AUGGAGUGUAUGGAGCGAUUACGGAAGGAGGGCUGUCCACCAGUACUGUGGCCUCGCUACCGUCCAGUCUUCAUGUUCAUCCAAGGGCCCAGCAAUGCCUUUGAAACUUGGUUCGCAGGUCGUUUUGCUCGCUUGCCGCCGGAUGUUGAGCUAAUUGUGAUAUUGCCCCAGCAUCGGCGUCAUGUAUGCGUCGCGUCGCAACACGUGUCCAGCAAGUCGCGCAGCCUCGAGGGAACCGGCCCAAGUCAUAGUAUCAUGCGAUGUAUACGUCGCAAUGAGUUUGCCCAAUAUUUGGCAUUCUUCAUUUUUACUACGACACAAAUAGCCCUGGCUCAUUAUUUGGCCAUAUGUGCGAAACUUGAUAUUAGUCUAGUAUCAACUGAAAAUGAGGUUUUAGGAGAGUUGCAUCGCUUGUCGGGGGAAAAAGUUCGAGCGGCCGCUUGCUGCGUCCUGCAAAAGCGAAGCUGCCCGUUCGAACCUGUUAGCCUUUCCCUGGAGGGAUAUGCUCUGAAUUUCCGGCUCCGUCAUGCGCACCCUUCGAAGUCUUCGAGCUGGGAAACGCGCGAUCACAAGGCCCUACAGGCAGCCUCGAGGAAUUGGCGCAUGGAUGACCUAUCCGCACUCUGGUGGUUGGCCAUCGGCAAGGUGGCAGUGGAAUCAUCGACGUGA
Truncatella angustata is the source of this 669-nucleotide messenger RNA. RefSeq lists its product as uncharacterized. The transcript is spliced from 4 exons. The coding region runs from base 1 to 669 and encodes 222 amino acids. The record is from RefSeq and is a predicted model, not a curated record. NCBI's taxonomy places the organism in Eukaryota, Fungi, Ascomycota, Sordariomycetes, Amphisphaeriales, Sporocadaceae.